Messenger RNA from Ochotona princeps (American pika), 1279 nucleotides. RefSeq names its product nipsnap homolog 2 (gene NIPSNAP2). The transcript has 10 exons. The record is from RefSeq and is a predicted model, not a curated record. Lineage: Eukaryota; Metazoa; Chordata; Mammalia; Lagomorpha; Ochotonidae. Bases 89 to 949 code for a protein of 286 amino acids. Gene Ontology annotation, cellular component: mitochondrion.
CGAUCGAGCCCCGCCGGGGGAGGGUCCGGCGGCGGCUGCGGCGUCAGCGGCGGCGCCCGGGCGGCGGGAGCCCAGGAGCCGGAGCAAGAUGGCGUUCCGAGUGCUGCGUGCCCGUGGAGCGGCCUCGCUCGGAGGCCUCCUGCAGCGAGCCGCGCCUCGCAGCCUCCUGCCCAGGCUCCGGAGACUGACAUCUUCCAGUAACAGACCUAGAGAAGACAGCUGGCUAAAAUCCUUGUUUGUCCGGAAGGUUGAUCCCAGAAAAGAUGCUCACUCCAAUCUCCUGGCCAAAAAAGAAACAAGCAGUCUAUACAAGUUACAGUUUCACAAUGUGAAGCCGGAAUGCCUAGAAGCAUACAACAGAAUUUGUCAAGAGGUGUUGCCAAAGAUUCAUGAAGAUAAACAUUACCCUUGUACUUUGGUGGGGACUUGGAACACGUGGUAUGGCGAGCAGGAUCAAGCUGUCCACCUCUGGAGGUAUGAAGGAGGCUACCCAGCGCUCACAGAGGUCAUGAAUAAGCUCAGAGAAAAUCAGGAAUUUGUGAAUUUCCGCAAGGCAAGAAGUGACAUGCUUCUAUCCAGGAAGAAUCAGCUGCUGUUGGAAUUCAGUUUCUGGAAUGAGCCUGUCCCACGGUCAGGACCGAAUAUAUAUGAACUCAGGUCUUACCAGCUCCGACCGGGAACCAUGAUUGAAUGGGGCAAUUACUGGGCUCGAGCGAUUCGCUUCAGACAGGACAGCAAUGAAGCCGUUGGAGGCUUCUUCUCUCAGAUUGGGCAGCUGUACAUGGUACAUCACCUCUGGGCUUACAAGGAUCUUCAGACCAGGGAGGACAUCCGGAACGCCGCCUGGCAUAAACAUGGCUGGGAAGAACUGGUGUACUACACAGUCCCGCUUAUUCAGGAAAUGGAAUCCAGAAUUAUGAUCCCGCUGAAGAACUCGCCCCUGCAGUAGAGCUACGGAGUUCCUAUGUGCCUACACACAUUGACGUGACAAAUAUCUGACAUCACUUAAUGUUAACUGUGUAUCAAGUCGGAAAAGAAAUGCUCAUGUGUCUGCUGCUGUAUAUAGCUUCAGAGAGACCUCUUUUCUUUGAAAUUGACAUGAUUGCAAGAAAGGAAACUCUGGCAUUUGGGUGGAUGGUCGGCAGUGCUCUAUAGACAUCUUUGAAACACCUCCUUGGUGGUCGAGCUUCCCGGAUAAUACUCUGCCAUUUCUCCCCACUCUCUGGGAAAAGAGAGCCCAGAUUGAAAUCUGAAACCUCUCUAAAUCAGACCCCAACCC